Messenger RNA from Fraxinus pennsylvanica, 810 nucleotides. The record is from the annotation of a GenBank genome assembly. NCBI's taxonomy places the organism in Eukaryota, Viridiplantae, Streptophyta, Magnoliopsida, Lamiales, Oleaceae.
AUGCUGCCAUUGAAGCUGGUUCGCUCACUGGUUCUUUCUGAUACCAACCCUCUUCUUCUUCCCCAAAAUCAGGUUUUCUUUAAUCACAAUAAUCACCAUGAAGAUGUUGAUGAUACUAAUUUCAAUAGCAGUAAUAUCCCCAAAUCAAGAACCAAAAUCCCACUAAUGCUUUUCAAUCCCACCCAAGAAUUGGUAAAAGACACAUACAGAUUAGCCAAACUUGCCAGAGAAAUUGGCAUGGAUCUUCACCCAAACCCAUCUCUCUCACACAUCAUCUUCUCAUGGCCAUCGUGUUCAUGGUCAUUGGGAAACGACGCCGCUCCAUUGCCAUUCCCAUCUCUGACCACAGCGUCCAUGUCCCACUUGCGCCUCUUUGUCAAUCUGUCCAGAGGCUUCUUCAAGCUGGUUUUCUUGAAAAAUAAUCACAGCCCACUUGAAAAAAUCGAGUCUUUGAACAAUAACAACUGGGAUUGCACCUCAAGUUGUUUGUUUUCAAGAAUCGCUGGCGAGAGAAUACACUCAAUGGAUGGGUUUUCUAAGGCUCUGCUUGGAAUGGGAUGGACCCUUUUCAAGACUAAUACUAAUAACCAAUCUUUUAAAGAUUCUGUUGAUAGGCUGGUGUACUUGUAUAGAAAGUUGGGUACCAAUAAAAUGUGUAACACUAUAGAUCUUCCCAAUGGAAAUGGAAAUGUUGGAAAGUGUUGUAGGGUUAGGGAAUUAAGGUUGCCUCCAUUGGAUUUCAGGAGCCUGCCUUUGAGGAUUUUGCAGUACAUUCUUCUGAUGGCUGGUGAUGUUUUUUAUCUUGCCUAG